UCUUUGCAGUCUGCAUUGCAGUUCCAUUUUCUGUUUCUGAAAAUAGUUUGUUUUCGUUUCUUUUACACAGUCUAUGACAGACAUUAGUGCUCUAUAUAGUUAUAAAAAAAUUGUGUUUUCGUUAGACAAAAGCAAUGGCUAAACGGAGAAUAGAAAUUAUUACUGAUCCUUUUUUGAAGAGAUUGAGGGAAGAGAAGGGCAUGCCUACGUCCGUGUAUACUGAAGUGCCAGCAAACACUUCAACUAAUAAAAUGAAUCCACUAAACAAUCUUCCAUAUUCACAUCGUUUUCACGAAUUAUAUAAAAAACGUAUUCAAUUACCUGUUUUUGAAUACCAAGCUCAGUUCAUGAAGCUACUGAAUGAGAACAAAUGCAUUGUCUUAGUUGGUGAAACAGGGUCUGGAAAAACUACACAAAUUCCUCAAUGGUGCGUUGACUAUUCACGAAUGUGUGGGAAUAAAGGUGUUGCGUGCACACAACCUCGUAGAGUAGCAGCUAUGUCUGUUGCUCAACGUGUUUCAGAAGAAAUGGAUGUUGUUCUUGGUCAAGAAGUUGGAUAUAGUAUUCGAUUUGAGGAUUGCUCUUCAGCUAAAACUGUAUUGAAAUACAUGACUGAUGGUAUGUUACUUCGAGAAGGUAUGAGUGAACCUAUGUUGGAGUCAUACCAGGUAAUAUUAUUAGACGAAGCUCAUGAACGUACACUUGCAACAGACAUCUUGAUGGGAGUCCUGAAAGAAGUGGUUAAACAACGUAGUGAUUUGAAAUUAGUUAUUAUGUCUGCUACAUUAGAUGCUGGAAAGUUUCAACAAUAUUUUGAUAAUGCUCCACUUAUGAAUGUACCAGGCCGAACACAUCCAGUAGAGAUUUUUUAUACUCCAGAACCAGAAAGAGAUUAUUUAGAGGCUGCUAUAAGGACAGUCAUUCAAAUUCACAUGUGCGAAGAAAUUGCUGGAGAUAUAUUAUUAUUUUUAACCGGGCAAGAAGAAAUUGAAGAAGCUUGCAAGAGAAUUAAACAAGAAAUAGAUAAUCUAGGUCCAGAUGUGGGUGAUUUAAAAUGUAUCCCAUUAUACUCCACAUUACCACCAAAUUUACAACAAAGAAUCUUUGAGGCUGCACCUCCAAACAAGGCAAAUGGUGCCAUUGGAAGGAAAGUUGUUGUUUCAACAAACAUAGCAGAAACUUCAUUAACAAUAGAUGGUGUAGUUUUUGUGAUAGAUCCAGGAUUUGCUAAACAAAAAGUAUAUAAUCCUAGAAUUCGGGUUGAGUCAUUGUUGGUCUCACCGAUUAGUAAAGCUUCUGCACAACAGCGGGCUGGAAGAGCUGGUAGAACUCGUCCUGGGAAAUGCUUUAGGCUCUAUACUGAAAAGGCAUUCAAGAAUGAAAUGCAAGAUAACACAUAUCCUGAGAUCUUACGUUCAAAUUUGGGGUCUGUGGUUCUUCAAUUAAAAAAAUUGGGCAUAGAUGAUCUUGUGCAUUUUGAUUUCAUGGAUCCUCCUGCUCCUGAAACAUUGAUGAGAGCACUUGAAUUACUUAAUUACUUGGCUGCACUAGAUGAUGAUGGUAAUCUUACAGAUCUAGGAGCAGUGAUGGCUGAAUUCCCUCUUGAUCCCCAACUAGGAAAAAUGUUGAUUGCCUCAUGUAACCAUAAUUGUUCUAAUGAAAUAUUAUCCAUUACGGCUAUGCUGUCAGUCCCGCAGUGUUUUGUCCGGCCCAACGAGACUAAGAAAGCUGCUGAUGAGGCUAAGAUGAGGUUUGCGCAUAUCGAUGGGGACCACUUAACGCUGCUGAAUGUCUACCACGCGUUCAAACAAAAUAUGGAAGAACCUCAAUGGUGUUAUGAUAAUUAUGUAAAUUAUCGAUCCCUUAAGUCUGGUGAUAAUGUUCGUUCCCAAUUGUCUCGUAUCAUGGACCGGUUUGACUUGAAGAGGACGAGCACCGAUUUCAAUUCCAAGGAUUAUUAUAUUAACAUUCGCAAAGCAUUAGUUAAUGGAUUCUUCAUGCAGGUGGCCCACUUGGAAAGGACUGGUCAUUAUUUAACUAUUAAAGAUAAUCAAAUUGUGCAGUUACAUCCCAGUACAUGUUUGGAUCAUAAACCAGAAUGGGUUAUUUAUAAUGAAUUUGUACUUACUACUAAAAACUACAUAAGGGCUGUAACAGAUAUCAAACCUGAGUGGCUUCUGAAAAUUGCACCCCAAUAUUAUGACUUAAAUAAUUUCCCCCAUUGUGAAGCUAAAAAGCAACUAGAACAAAUAUGGACACAAAUUGAGAGUGGACGCCGUUAAGUUAGUUGCAAAUAAAAUGCAAUACAUAAAUUAUUUUUAAUUUGUAUAUUGAUACAACUAUUUAAAUUGUAAAAAUGAGUGCAUGUAUUAUAUUUAUAUAUCGAACUUCACGCAAUUCCA
Messenger RNA from Ctenocephalides felis (cat flea), 2402 nucleotides. RefSeq names its product putative pre-mRNA-splicing factor ATP-dependent RNA helicase PRP1 (gene Dhx15). The transcript has 11 exons. The coding region runs from base 135 to 2282 and encodes 715 amino acids. NCBI's taxonomy places the organism in Eukaryota, Metazoa, Arthropoda, Insecta, Siphonaptera, Pulicidae. Gene Ontology annotation, cellular component: intracellular anatomical structure; spliceosomal complex. Gene Ontology annotation, molecular function: ATP binding; RNA binding; RNA helicase activity. The record is from RefSeq and is a predicted model, not a curated record.